UCCCUAGACGUCGUUCUGUUUUAGUGUGCUCUCUCAUAUUUCUCACUAACGUAGCCGCAAGACCUCUCUCCGUCGAUACCUACUUGCAGGUUAAUAAAGAGUGAGAGAGAGAGAGCUGAAUAUGGCGGGAGUUAACAAUGGGGCAAGGCGCCAAAGGCCCAACUUACUAAUUACGGGGACUCCUGGUACCGGCAAAUCGACGAUGGCUUCUGCUUUGGCAGAAGCCUCGGAUCUCCGGUAUAUUUGCAUCGGAGAUCUCGUCAAAGAGAAAAACUUGCAUGAUGGGUGGGACAAUGAGUUCAACUGUCACAUUAUCAACGAAGAUUUGGUGUGUGAUGAGCUUGAAGAUGUAAUGCAAGAAGGAGGUAACAUUGUGGACUACCAUGGCUGUGAGUUCUUUCCCGAGCGAUGGUUUGAUCGCGUUGUGGUGCUUCAAACGGAGAACUCUGUUUUGUAUGACCGUUUAACUAGGAGAGGCUAUUCAGGAACCAAGCUUAGCAACAACCUUCAAUGUGAAAUGUACCAAGUCUUACUCGAGGAAGCAAACGAGAGUUAUGAAGAGGAAAUUGUCACCGCGCUACAAAGUAACACAAUCGAAGAUAUCUCUAACAAUGUCGCAAGUUUGAAGGAUUGGAUUAGUACAUGGCGACCAUGAUGAUUGUCAUAUCGGAUUCUGAUGACAAUGCAUCUGUAAUGGUUAUAAGGUUUAAAGUUUUUGGUAGUUUCAUUAUAUGGAUUCUGAGUUUUUUUCUUUUUUCUUCGUCAAGUACUAUUAGUAUUGAAGCACAAUUCAGCUUAUGUAUAUGCUCCUUUUGAUAUUUAAUGAAAAAAGAAAAAAAAGAAAAAGCAGAAUUCAGCUUAUGUA
Messenger RNA from Capsella rubella, 865 nucleotides. Its product is annotated as adenylate kinase isoenzyme 6 homolog. The transcript is spliced from 4 exons. Lineage: Eukaryota; Viridiplantae; Streptophyta; Magnoliopsida; Brassicales; Brassicaceae. The coding region runs from base 122 to 655 and encodes 177 amino acids. Gene Ontology annotation, cellular component: nucleus; cytoplasm. The record is from RefSeq and is a predicted model, not a curated record. Gene Ontology annotation, molecular function: ATP binding; ATP hydrolysis activity; AMP kinase activity.